Octopus sinensis (East Asian common octopus) is the source of this 11648-nucleotide messenger RNA. RefSeq names its product WD repeat and FYVE domain-containing protein 3. The coding region runs from base 206 to 11164 and encodes 3652 amino acids. Gene Ontology annotation, molecular function: protein binding; metal ion binding. NCBI's taxonomy places the organism in Eukaryota, Metazoa, Mollusca, Cephalopoda, Octopoda, Octopodidae. The record is from RefSeq and is a predicted model, not a curated record. The transcript is spliced from 68 exons.
UCAAAUCUUAGAUUCUUGCAAAGGAGAGAGAGAGAGAGACACACACAUUGAAACAAGACAUCUUUCACUAAAGGUGUUUUGUUAUUAUGAACGUCUCACGACUUGUGGGGAUGGACCCCGCCUCUUCAACCACCUACCUAUGGAAUUAUUAUUACUAUCAUCAUUAUUAUACCCUUUGAAAGCUGUUACCGGCUGAGAAAAGAAAAUGAGUUUUAUGCGGAAGCUAGUUAGCCCUCGGGCAACACCAGAGCCGUCGGCCUCUGUGGCAAUCAGCUCGCAGGAUAAUGCACUUGGUUUGAUGCAUCUGAGGAAACUAUUUGCGGAGUUCCGCCAGCCACAAGGAAAUGUUACUCAGAAAGAACAGGAGGAUAAACUCUACAACAUGUUACCUCUGUUUUGCAAGGUAUUUGACAGUUCCCCAUCCAGUGAAAUGACUGAAAAAUUUGGAGAUAUUUUGCAGUUCUGUAGCCAAGUGGCUAAACUUAUGGUUACUGAGAUACGGAGGAGGGCAUCUAAUCAGUCUACAGAGGCUGCAAGCUGUGCUAUUGUGAACUUCCUGGAGGUGGAAUCAAGCCAAGAGAACAACCGUGGCUGGAUCUUAUUGCAGACAUUAAACUUGCUUUCAACUGGUUCUCAAGCUCUGGUUGACUGUAUGACUGCCGCUGCUUUGCCCUCAACCCUGGUCAAAUGUCUCUACUUGUUCUUUGAUUUACCCAACGUGCCCUGCACAGAUGUUCUAGUUGAUGGUUGUCAGUUUACCCCAAAGGAGCGUCGUAUUUUAUUACAGAAGGUUUUUGUCCAGGUACUUGUUCGACUGUGCAGUCAUGUUUCUCCUGCCGAAGAACUGGCAAGGAAAGAUGACCUGAGUUUGUUAUUUAACGCUAUCACUUCCUGGUGUCAUGUACACAGCAUUCCUUGGCGUAAGAGUGCUGGUGAGAUUCUGGUAACACUUUCGCGACAUGGAUUGACGCCGGCUGUUGUCAAAUAUAUUCAUGAAAAAGGUUGUGUUCGUCACUGUAUAGAAAACAUGCAGCAAGCUCAAGACUUGUGUCCCAUUGAAAUGGUGGAAAUGGUAGUGACAGUCUUCUGUUUCCUCAAAGACUCCAGUGAAGUAUCUCACACGUUGCUAGAUGAUUUUCGAUCGAACCAAGGUUACAUCUUCCUCUCGGAAUUUCUACUGAAAUUAGAAUUAAGUCCGGGUGAAGACAGUCAACAAGCCCUCCGAAAUCUUGUGCUUCUUGUUGGCUCGUUAACCACAUGUGGGUUUGUCGAAUUAAAACCUGGCCAAGCCAGCACUGGUUCACUGUUUCUAAUGCCAGGAUUCACUGUUCCACAAGCCACUGGGAAAGGUGUUAGUGUGAGAAAUAUCCAAGCUUUCCAGGUCCUCCAAUCAGUAUUUCUUAAGGCCACCUCAGUUCACCUCUGUAGUAAUAUCCUUGAUGUCAUCAACAGCAUCUAUCACCAGGACAAUGCCAAUUAUUUCAUCCUUGAGUCACAGCAUACUCUGUCUCAGUUUGCUGAAAAAAUUCACUUGAAACCUCCAGAUAUACAGCAAAAAUUCUUUGAAUUGUUAGAAUUCAUCGUGUUUAAUUUGAACUUUGUGCCCUGUAAAGAGCUCAUCAGUCUGAGCAUACUCAUCAAAACUCAACAUUCCAUUGAAUGCAGUAUUAUCUGCAUGAAAAGUUUGCUGAAGAUAUUACGCUACCACACUGUCUACAAAGAUGUGUUUCGGGAAGUUGGUAUGUUGGAAGUCAUGGUUACAUGUCUACAUCGGUAUGCUGCUCUUCUGAAAGAUCCUCAGAAUGGAGUUGAACAUUUCAAAAUAUCAGAAGAGCAGAUGACUUUGGGAUUCUAUGUCAUGGAAGCCCUGGCAAAUCUGCUGAAUGGAAACAGUGCCAAUGCCAGUGUGUUCCAUGAGUGUGGAGGAGCACGAUGUGCUCAUAAUAUGGUGCCUUAUGUUGAUUGCCAGCACCAAGCCCUUAACAUUGUCCAGCAGCUGGUUCUGUCUCCUGGAGGUGAUGAUGACAUGGGCACUCUUUUAGGACUCAUGCACACAGCACCCGUAACUGCACUGCAACUUAAAACUCACAUAUUAAAGUCUCUGCUGAACGUUUUACGUGAGAGCCAUCGUACAAGAACAGUGUUCCGUAAAGUUGGUGGAUUUGUGUACGUGAUGUCGGUGCUUGUGUCAAUGGAAGGGUGUUUAUCCGAACCUCCAAAGUCACCAUGGCACACAGUUGACAGAGAAGAAAUUUUGACCAUGUUAAAAACAGUUUUCAGUACCCUAACAGUUGCCAUGCGAUAUGAACCUGCAAAUGCAAAAUUCUUCUCAACUGAGGUUCGGUAUGAUAGUUUAACAGAAGCUGCACGGCUGCUUGGCUGCUUUUCCAAUACCAUUGACAUUCUACCAGAUUCUGAAGAAACAAAUCAAGAAGAAAUUCAGUCUAUCCCAGAAUCCAUUGCCAUUUUUGAGGAUUUCUUCAAUGAUGUUAAAGACAGCAAAACCAAGCAUCUUCUACCCUUGACACUUCAAUCAGCUUGUUUGAUGAUACGCUUUUUUUAUGAUAUGGCUCUAGAUUCCUUUGAUCGGCCUCCAGCUGCUGGCAGCUACUCCACACUCAAGCGGAAUAUUUCAUUUCGGACAGAAGGUCCAUACUCUUUAGUGAAGAAAUCCAGUACAGAUAGUAUCAAGCUUUACCUGUCAGGUUCCCAAGAUCAAAUUAUUGUGCACCCAGGUGCUAUUAUGUCCAUCUUUCAUCUCCUACCAGCUAUUGAUUAUAGUGCUAAUUCAAAGCAAGCCCUAGAAUUACAAACGUACACCGCUGAACUCCUUAAGUCUGUGAUGCGAACUGAACGCAACCAACAAAUCAUGUGUGACGUUGGCUUCCCCCAUGAACUAUUGAACCAUGGCAAUGUGGCCCUUGCUGAUGAAUCCCACUCACUGCAUCCCCCACUUCAGUACAUGUAUGAACGUCUCGCUGCCCAAGCACUGACACCUAAGGAUCUCAAGGACUUUCUUCGAUUAGGCUCACCGCUGAACUGUUGGUCAGUCGAUGACCUCUACGAUGGUUACCGCAAUGGAUUUGUGUGCAGCCACAUGCAUAAUGGUUGUGAGCUGAGCCGAGGCCAUAGCCUAGAGGAAAAACGCACACCUUAUGAAAUUGAAGACAAGCUGAAAACUGCUGGGGGGCCGGUACCUCUGACUCGUGUUAAAUGUCUUGUUUCUAUGACGACCCCUCGAGAUGCUCGCAUGCAUGGUUCAUCUGUGACACCAGCAUUUGUCGAAUUCGAUAUGAGCACUGAAGGGUUCGGAUGCCUUUAUUUACCAAGUAUUGCUCCCCAGGGGCCACCUGCUCCGUCUGUUGUUGGUGGAGUAGUUGGCUCAUCGGAUCCUGUAGUUAUUGGUGGUGUUGGAACAGGUGAGAGAAUGUUUCCUCCACAAUCGGGGUUAACUUACUCGACGUGGUUCUGUGUGGACAAAUUCAGCAGCCCUGACAUGGAUUUACAUCCUGUACGCUUGCUGACUGUUGUCCGCAACCUUCAGGGUCGCGAUGAAAAUCUCAUCUGUCUCAGUGUCACCUUGAUGGCAAAAGAUCGCUCUCUUGUCGUGUCAACACAAGAAACGGGUAUGCCAACUACAGUGACUGGCUGUGAUGAAGAGGAAGAGCCUGUCCUUGGCGACAACACUGUCAGGUUUUGGUGUCCUGAUCUCACACAAGAAGGACAAUGGCAUCAUUUGGUAUUGAUUUUUCAUCGAGCUGGUAUCAUGAAAAAUAGCAGUGUAAGCCUUUUCCUGGACAGCCACCAUGUCAACACACAAAAGCUCCACUACGUGUCUCCCAACUUAGGUGCUGGAGGUACUGCCAGCCCAACUGCUUUUACAACAGUUUUUGCUUAUAUUGGAACUCCUCCACAGCUUCGUCGGCAGUCCCAGUUGACCUGGAAGCAAGGUCCAUGCUACCUGUUUGAAGAUAUCGUGUCCACUAACACAGUGCAUACCAUGUACCAAUUUGGACCAGUAUAUGUAGGAAGCUUCCAAUCUCCUGUCUUAGGAGGCGAAGUACUGCCCUCCUUGGUUGCAGAAGAGAAAGUCAUGUUUGGUGUGCAUGCACAUGCUUUAUCUCAAAUGACGAUAACAAAAAUCAGGAAAAUUUACAACAAAGUCGACAGCAAGUCUAUUGCCAAACAGCUGGCUAUGGGCUCACAUGAAAAUGCAACUCCUAUCCGUAUUCUUCACAAUUCAGCCUGUCAUCUCGGAGGACCAGCUCGUAGUUUAGGAGCGAUACUAAUGGGAUACCUGGGUGUACGGACAUUCUGUCCGAGACCAGUUGCCAAGAUGCUGGAAAAUGUUGGAGGUACUGGGGCUUUACUCGGUCUUAUCGCAAUGGCCACCGAUGUUGAGGGUCUGUAUGCAGCCGUAAAAGCAUUAGUCUGCGUUGUGCGCAGUAACAAAUCCUCUAUGUGGGAUAUGGACAGAAUACGCGGUUAUCAGACUUUGUCAAUGCUGUAUAAAAAGAAACGUCAUUUGUUAAACAGUCACAUCUUACAUUUGACCUUCUCAUUGGUGGGUACUGUGGAUAGUGGGCGAGAAAGUUCUGUGAUUCCAAACAGAUCAGCAUUUGAGGACCUCCUCUGUGAUCUUGAGGUUUGGCAUGAAGCACCUGGAGACUUACAGAAAUCUCUCUAUGAACAUUUCUAUGAAUUACUCACUGAAUCAAGUGACCAUAAAAGUAACUUAUAUUUGAUGAGGGAAGUGGGGUUAGUACCCCGUCUUCUUCACAUCCUCAAGGACCACAAGCUGUCACAACAAACCACCCAAACAAUUGCAAGUGUUAUUUCUGUUCUGUUACAAGGAGCAUCCGAUUCAAACUCCCUUCUCAGGCUUGGACAAUUUCUUGUUUCUACGAUUCCACAUUUUUCUGCAAGUGAAAAGGGGAUAAAAGUGAAUGGGGUCAAUUCUGCCUCCUGUGAUGUGGAAAGUCCUGAGGAGCGACCAGAUGGCAUUGAAUUCUGUGAUAGUCCUUCGUAUCACAACAUCCGGCUCCGAAAUAAUUGCCUUGAACUCCUGCUCAAGUUACUCAGCCAAGGAAGUCAAGGAUAUAACUAUGUUAUGGCAGAGGAAAUUGACAGGGUUCUUGGCUUUGACUGGAUACUAUUGUUUAUGCAAAGCCAUCUACACCGCAGUACUGUGAUACUGGCACUUCGCAUCCUUAUCCUGAUGCUACGAAAUGGUGUCUUGAUGCAGAGAUUCCGUGAGGGAGGCCAUGGUGGAGGCUGGCUUGAUGAAACCGAAACUGUACUUAAGAGUCAAAUGAGUAUUAUGCUGGGACUGAAUGUUAGUGGAAACAAGAAUCAAAAACGAGAAAUAAACACAGAUGUCUGCCAUGUUCCUGGUUUCUUGGCGCUACAAUGGAUCCUGCCCUAUCACAACAAUGUGUGUGAGGUCUACUUCCUUCUCAUGGCUCUGUUGCUUGGUCAGCGAGUCAACGAAUUCCCUCCUGACAUACAGCUUAAUCUUGACGCUGUUUGGACAGUGAUCUUUGGUGUUCCUGCCAGCAAACCAGUCUCUAUGGCAACCAAAGAGAGUAAGAUUGAAGUAUGCCUCGAAGCAUCAUUGGUAAUAUUGUCCAUGAUUCGAUCCAUGUUAAACGAGAUGGAGGAGACUGGUGCCUGGCUCAACGAUUACCCUGUGACCCUAAUGCAAUUCCUGCUCUUUCUUUAUCACAAUCAAACUGAUUUUGCCCAAAUGUGCAGCUCUGCUGAUUUUAUUUCCGCACUUGCGGCGACCCUCUUCCCACACAAAUUACCUGACAGUGACAGUGAUGUAACAACACCUGUUGAUGAAUUCAAGCCAUUUCCUGAAUGUGAUUCCAGCAUUGUCUAUGUGAAGACUCCAGAGAAGCAUUAUAACAGUUUCCUCACUGGUCAUGCAGCAAGAAAAUUUGUGAUCGACUUUUUACGAACAAUCGUGGUGGACAGUUUCUCUCAACCCAACACAAAUCGAUCUAACACUGUCGUCGAUCUUGUUUUAGAAGCAAUGCCUGAACAUGCCUUAAGGGCACAGCAGCGAGAAUAUCAGACUGAGAUUAUCAAGACUCUGAUGGACCAUCUUUUGGCUGCGGACGUACUCCUUGGAGAGCAGGCUGCCUUACCCAUAGCACUGGGAGGAAGCUAUGUUAAUAUGGCCAACAAUGUCUUCUAUUUUGCUAGUCGUGUAGUUGAUAAAUUGUGGCAGGGUGUUUUCACUCGAGAAUCUAAAGAGGUUUUUGAGUUUGUCAGUAAAUUGAUUUCCCAAGCUAAGAGGAAGGCAUCAGGACUUUCAUUGGAUUCCAUCUACCGAUGCUUGAACCGAACAAUACUUUUCCAGUUAUCCCGUACCAUCGACAACGUAGCUGCUCAAACUAGUGUGUUAGAUGCCCUCCACAAACUUACCAAUAAUCGAAGUCUGGUGUUUGGUGUCAGCAAUGUCGACCAAGAGUUUCUUGGCUGUCUGAGCUAUUGUCUUUUACAACUGACUGAUGAUCCAGUUCAAAGUGGAAUCAACUUGAAUGAAACUCGUCCACGAGUUACCACAUGGCAUGUUGACACUCUGCUACUAGAUGAAGAUAUGAUUCCCCCAAUGAACCACAUGACGAAAAGCACAAGUCUACAUGAAGGGCUGUUUUUGGUUGCCUCUGCUGCUAAGAGAGUCUGGGAAGAACUCUAUGUCUGCAAAAAACCAGUGUUGGAAGAAAUAUUUAGAACUCAGCUGAAUACAAUUGAUUUAUCAGACUCCUCCAAGAUAACAUCCCCUGAUUUGGCAACAGUGAGGCCUUUAAUUCUGGAAUCUGCUUCAAGAAUCUGGGUGUCCUAUGCAGAGUUAGAGAGGCGCUCAGUCUAUAUGCAUACUGACCGGUUACAAACACAAAUCCAGUCGAAACUACAAAAAGUCAGCAGUGGUGUCCUUCGCCUUGCUUCCAGAAAAACUAAGAAAGAACUCCCACUGAAGUCUUCACCUGCAACUACAGUCCAUUCCAGCGACUUUUUCAUGUGGACAAACAGUCACGUAUCUAUCGUGAAAGAUCUGGUUGAAUUCCAGUUCAAACAAUAUAUGCAGAGCAAUGAACACAUGGAGAAAUAUCUAUUAGAAGAAUGGUCACAAACAGAGAACGAACUCCUCCGAGAACGUGGGCUAUGGGGUCCACUGACAGGCUCCCGGCUGGACAAAUGGAUGUUAGAUAUGACAGAGGGUCCAUGCCGUAUGAGGAAAAAACUGAUGAGAAACGAUAUGUUUUAUAACCACUACCCUUACCGACCAAAUAUGGACUCUAGUCCUCUCAGAUACAAGGUUGCUAUCAGCAGAGACAGCCGCGACUGGUUCAAGCGCUACCGCCCACAGAGCUUUGUCUGCAACGAUGAGCUUCCCAUACAGACUGAUGAUGCUGACGUUUUGAUCAACGAAAUCGACUCACAGGAUCCAAACUGUGAAGUGAUAAUGAACAUACCAAAACUGUUGCCCCGCCGACAGACCAGUGUGCUCCGCAGCAUGGAAACGGAAGACGAUCCAGACGAAGCUAGUGGCCUGUCUGAACCAAACGCAGACUCUGACAAAACAGACAACCAAACGGAAAACCAAGGCGAAAACCAGGCUUCUAACCAAGCCAUUUUACGUCUGCUUGGUGAAGGAGAAAAGAUUACUCACAUGUUCAGAUGUGCCCGCAUCCAAGGUCUUGAUACUGCUGAAGGUUUACUUCAGUUUGGCAAGGAACAUUUCUAUGUUAUUGAUGGUUUCACUCUGUUGAAAAGUAAAGAGAUCAAAGAUAUUGAUAGUUUGCCUCCAGAAUUCCAUGAACCAAUUAUUCCAAGAACUUCAAAGAGCAGUGGCUGCUGCCAAAAACGAAUAUGCAGUAAAUUUUCCUAUGAUGACAUCAGAGAAGUGCACAAAAGACGCUACCUGCUGCAACCAAUUGCAGUGGAGGUCUUCUCUGCAGACGGUCGUAAUUAUUUGCUUGCUUUCCCUCGUAAAGUUCGUAACAAAGUCUAUGCAAAAUUCCUAUCUGUGGCCACUGCUAUCACUGAUAAUGCCCAGCAGUCUGUCUCUGGACAGAAACAAAAUGCUAAAAUCGAAUCCAGUGCCGGCAUUAUAAGCAGCUUAAUGGGUGAGAAAUCAGUUACCCAGAGAUGGGAGAGAGGCGAAAUUAACAACUUUCAAUACUUGAUGCAUUUAAAUACUCUUGCUGGACGCUCGUACAAUGAUCUGAUGCAGUAUCCUGUGUUUCCUUGGAUUUUAGCGGAUUAUGACAGUGAGGAACUUGAUCUGACAAAUCCAGCUUCUUUUCGAGAUCUUUCUAAACCAAUGGGUGCUCAGACACCAGAUCGGUUAAAACAAUUCAAAAAGCGGUACCAUGACUGGGACGAUCCCCAGGGAGAGACUCCACCAUACCAUUAUGGCACUCACUAUUCCUCAGCCAUGAUUGUAGCUUCAUAUUUAGUGAGAAUGGAACCAUUUACACAACAUUUUCUCAAACUACAGGGUGGUCAUUUCGACUUAGCAGAUCGAAUGUUCCACAGCGUCAAAGAGUGCUGGUUAUCAGCAUCUAAACACAACAUGGCAGAUGUUAAGGAACUCAUUCCAGAAUUCUUCUACUUGCCAGAUUUCCUGCUCAAUGCCAACAAUUUUGAUCUAGGUAGCAAACAAAAUGGCGUGAUCUUAGGGGAUGUUAACCUUCCAACAUGGUCAAAAGAAGAUGCCCGAGAAUUUAUUCGUGUUCACAGAGAAGCCCUUGAAUGUGAUUAUGUCAGCAGUCACCUACACGAAUGGAUCGAUCUGAUAUUUGGCUACAAGCAACGUGGACGCCCUGCCGUGGAUGCCACUAAUGUGUUCCACUAUUUGUUCUAUGAAGGAAAUGUCGAUAUUUACAGUAUUGAAGAUCCUCUCAAGAAGAAUGCUACAAUAGGCUUCAUCAAUAAUUUUGGACAGAUUCCCAAACAGCUGUUUAAGAAACCUCAUCCCCAGAAACGGUUGAGCAUCCGUAAUCUGGAUCCGAUCCCGAUGACCCCCACAUCCAGUGGUGCUGCUGACAAACUGUUCUUCCACAAUGUCGACAAUCUAAAACCUACUAUGCAACCAUACAAAGAACUGAAAGGAAUGGUUGGGCAAAUUAUUCACAAUGACAAAUAUGUACUCGCUGUUGAACAGAAUAAAGUGCUCAUCCCACCAAAUUACAAUCGAUACCUAGCCUGGGGCUUCUCUGACCUGACCAUCCGUCUUGGAAAUUAUGAAUCAGACAAGGCCACAAAUGUAUUUGAAUCUCUUGGCAAUGGAGAAGUAUUCUGUGCUGCUUGUCCAAACUCCAAGAUUUUUGUCACUGGAGGCACAAGUACUGUGGUCAACGUGUGGGAAUACAAGCCCAAAGAGAAGCGAGUUAUCCUGAAGGGACCUCUGUAUGGACACAAUGAAGCUGUAACCUGCCUGGCUGCUUCACCAGCCUAUAAUGUCAUUGUGAGUGGCUCUCGAGAUCGAUCGUGUAUUAUAUGGGAUCUCAAUCGGCUCCUCUUGGUUCGACAGCUGAGGGGCCAUGCAGCUCCCGUGGCUGCUGUCUGUGUCAACGAACUUACGGGUGACAUUGCCACAUGUGCAGGUACCUACCUGUAUGUAUGGACCAUCAACGGUGAAGUGAUUGCCAGUGUAAACACUGCAACAGCUCGGAACCAGCAGAUAUAUUGUGUGGCCAUGUCACAGAUGAUGGAAUGGGACACACAGAAUGUUAUUCUGACAGGAAGUAGUGAUGGGGUUGUACGGAUGUGGAGUGUUGAGUUUGUGCAGGUGCCUGAAGAGGCGAAAUGCAAAGCCUGCUCUGAAAACAGCAAAGAAGCAAAUAGACGUAAAGAAGACGAGACCGAUUCUAAUACUGUACCGCCAGUAACCAGACUUGUUCCCACCUCUAGUGUAUCUACCUCCAGUAACACUGCUCCUAUAAAUGCAAUGAAUGGGGCAAGCAAGCCCACUGAUAUUCCACGUAUGACUCGUAGGGAGUCUUGUGACAGCUAUAGCAUUGAUGCCAAAGCUGUAGCUGACCGGCUCAAGGAAUUCAAAGAUCCUGACUACCUGGCAGCCAAAGAAAUUGAACUUGGUUCUUCAGCCGAGAGCGAAAACUAUUUUGUUCGUCGGAUGGGUUGCAAAGAGGAUAUGGUAGAUCUCGUUCCGCCAGAGAUUGACAAGCGCGGAGACAGCAACUUGAGUUCUACAAGUAGCACCAGUGACAUUUAUAAAACAAGUGAGACUGGAAGCACAGAAGAUCUUGAAGUGACGGCACCAAGUGACUUGUUGAUUUUCGAGGAAUGUCCGAGUUCUUCAGCAACAUCAAUGCCGAAUGCUGAAGACAGUGUCAGCAUCAAAUCUGUAGACCAUGCUGUCGAUGCCCUUGCUGAACUCCAACAGGAGCAAAACUUUAACAAAACCCCCGAUGGUAUAGACUCUAUACAAGACGAGCUGCCUGGUAGGUCUAUUUUGAGCGAUCAGUUGUCUAACGCUGCCGACAUGGAUGAAUCCACGGAUACUAUUAAAGCAGACGACCAACCGGACUCGGUUGAUUUCAAAGCUGAUCAGGACAGUGAUAAAGAUUCAGCCAAGUCCUCAAGUUCGGAUUACGUUGUUGUGUCUUCUAGUGAUAUUCCAAGCUUUAAUAAAUCAACGAAUGAUCAAAGCUGGAAACCUAAACUAUCAAUGAAGAACCAUUUACGUGAAGGAUUCCGUUGGCAGAGACAACUUGUAUUUCGCAGCAAACUGACAAUGCACACUGCUUUUGAACGUAAAGACAACAAGGAUCCUGCUGCAGUUACAACUAUUGCAGUGUCAAAAGAUCAUAAAACUAUAUAUGUUGGUGAUGCUCGUGGCCGUAUCUAUAGCUGGACUGUAACUGACCAGCCCGGGCGUGUUGUUGCUGAUCACUGGAUGAAGGACGAAGGUGUGGAUAGCUGCUUGUCAUGUCGGGUCAAGUUUUCCUUCUCAGAGAGGCGACACCAUUGUCGGAAUUGUGGACAAGUCUUUUGUUCCAAGUGCAGUCGAUUUGAGACCGAAAUAAGGCGUCUGCGGAUAAUGAAACCAGUUCGUGUAUGUCAGUCUUGCUACAACAUGCUGCGUGUGCAGCCAGCAGCUAACAAUAAUCCAGCCAACAGGACUUAAACACAGUGGGCACCUACGGUUUUACAUAUCCCACCUUUUUCCUACCCACACUGCAGGACCACCGUCAAGUGAAGUUUAUUUUGCAUGGUGCUGUUCCGUUAAGAAUCAGCACCCCUCUGGUUCAGUUUUGACCACUGGUCAUCCGCAUCGAGGGCGUUUGAUGUUUUGUAAAAGAAUAUUUUUUUUUUCUUUUAAUUGUUAAUUUUCCCCACACAUACAUAUAUAUAUGUGUGUGUGUAUAUGUAUAUAUAUAUAUAUAUAUUAUACAUAUACGUAUAUAUGUGUAAAUUAUUUCCAAAGCUUCCCGCUGUGGUUUGGUUUUAUUGUUGAUGGUCAACAUUGACUGCAGUGGGUGUUUUUAUUUUUUUGAAAGAAGAACAAAACAAAACAAAACAACAAAAGAAGAGAAAACUUUGUCUGCCUCUUUGCUUACUGUUAUUAGCCUGUUGACACCAUCUCCCUAAACCUUCAACAGCGGCUAAAA